Molecule: messenger RNA, 842 nt
Organism: Penaeus vannamei (Pacific white shrimp)
Lineage: Eukaryota; Metazoa; Arthropoda; Malacostraca; Decapoda; Penaeidae
Source: RefSeq, a predicted model, not a curated record
AAAAAAUAACUCUCUGGUACUUACAAAUUAUGUUAGGGCUGGUUGGCCUUGUCAUCUCCUACGCCCUCACGAUCAGCAACUUCUUGAACAAUGUGGUGGGAUCCCUCACUGAGACAGAACGAGAACUAGUGAGCGUCGAGCGAGUCAAGCAGUAUCUGGAUGGUGCAGAGCCAGAGAGAAGAGAAGGCACUGCAGUCCCUCCAUUUGGCUGGCUGAGCCAUGGCUCCAUCCGGUUCCAAAAUGUCUCCCUGCGAUACCAUGAGCACAACCCUUAUGCCUUGAAGAAAGUUAAUUUUGAGGUGGGAGCAUCUGAGAAGGUUGGCAUCAUUGGUCGCACAGGUGCUGGCAAAAGUUCCAUAUUUACUGCUCUGUUUCGGCUGGUUGAACUGACUCGUGGCCGAAUAUAUGUUGAUAAUGUGGAUAUUUCAAAAUUAAGCCUUAAAAGAUUACGGUCCAGCAUGGCCAUUGUAACACAAGAUGCUCUGCUGUUUAGUGGGACAGUUAGGGAGAAUCUUGACCCAUGUGGGGAGUCUCUUGAUUCACAAGUGUGGCAGGCACUGAAGUCAUGCCAUCUGGCUGAGCUGGUCCAGACUCUUGGAGGCCUUACAGCCAGAAUAGAAGAGGCUGGGAAAGCCAUGUCAUCAGGAGAGAGACAACUAUUUUGCCUAGCAAGGGCACUUCUGUGCAGAACAAAGGUUGUGUGCAUAGAUGAAGGAACUUCCCAGCUUGACAAUGAGACAGAUAAGCAAAUCCAGCAAACCAUUCGCAGUGCCUUCAGGAACAAAACAGUCCUCAUCAUUGCUCAUAGGGUGCACACGGUUAUUGAUAACCAGAAGUUAUAA